UGUAAUAUUUUCUCUCUCUAAAUCCAUGGAUCCUUCUCUCUCUGUAACCAAUGAUCCUCAUCAUCCUCCUCAGUUCACAUCUUUCCCUCCUUUCACCACCAACUCCAACCCUUUCGCCGCUCAAAACCACCCCUUCUUCACCGGAGCCACCGCCGUCGCGCCGCCAAACAACAUCCAUCUCUAUCAAGCUCCUCCUCCGCAGCAGCCACAAACAUCUCCAGUUCCUCCUCAUCCAUCUAUUUCCCACCCUCCUUACUCUGACAUGAUUUGUACGGCGAUUGCAGCGUUAAACGAACCAGAUGGGUCAAGCAAGCAAGCGAUUUCGAGGUACAUAGAGAGAAUUUACACUGGGAUUCCUACUGCUCAUGGAGCUUUGUUGACACAUCAUCUCAAGACUUUGAAGACCAGUGGGAUUCUUGUUAUGGUUAAGAAAUCUUACAAGUUAGCAUCUACUCCUCCUCCUACUAGUGUAGCUGCAGCUUCUGGUCUUGAACCUCCCAGAUCUGAUUUCAUAGUCAACGAGAAUCAACCUUUACCUGAUCCGGUUUUGGCUUCUUCUACUCCUCAGACUCUGAAACGUGGUCGUGGUCGACCUCCAAAGGCUAAACCAGAUGUUGUUCAACCUCAACCUCAGACUAAUGGAAAACCCACCUGGGAACAGAGUGAAUUACCUGUUUCUCGACCAGAGGAGAUACAGCCACCGAUACAGCCACAGCCAACGGUUAAAAGACCGCCGGGUCGUCCUAGAAAAGACGUAACUUCACCGACAGUGAAGCCAGCUGCUUCUGUUUCCGCUGGUGUGGAGAGUGUGAAACGAAGAGGUAGACCUCCGAGUGGAAGAGCUGUUGGGAGAGAGAGGAAGCCUAUUGUAGUCUCAGCUCCGGCUUCAGUGUUCCCCUAUGUUGCUAAUGGUGGUGUUAGACGCCGAGGGAGACCAAAGAGAGUUGACGCUGGUGGUGCUUCCUCUGUUGCACCACCAAAACCUCCACCUAACGCCGAGAGUGGAGGAGAGGAGGUUGCAGUCAAGAAACGAGGAAGAGGACGGCCUCCUAAGAUUGGAGGUGUUAUCAGGAAGCCUAUGAAGCCGAUAAGAAGCUUUGCUCGUACUGGAAGACCUUUAGGAAGACCCAGAAAGAAUGCGGUGUCAGUGGGAGCUUCUGGACGACAAGAUGGUGACUAUGGAGAACUUAAGAAGAAGUUUGAGUUAUUUCAAGCGAGAGCUAAGGAUAUUGUUAUUGUGUUGAAAUCUGAGAUUGGAGGAAGUGGAAAUCAAGCGUUGGUUCAAGCCAUACAGGAUCUGGAAGGGCUAACAGAGACAACAAACGAGCCACAAGAGCACAUGCAAGAAGUGCAGCUGCCAGAUGAGGAACACCCUGUAACCGAACCCGAACCAGAGGGACAAGGACAGACAGAAGCAGAGGCAAUGCAAGAAGCUCUGUUCUAAAGAGAGCAUUGACACACACACACCUCAUAAAAAACUAGCAAGUGGUGAUGAUGAUGGUGGGUUUGCUUGUUGUGUUGUUCCAUGAAAUUUUUAAUCUUUAUAAGGGUGUUUGCAGGAGAAAAACAAAAAGAACAAUGUGAUGAUGAUGAUUGUGUUGUGUCUCUAACCAAACAACAAGGAGAGGUAGGGUAAUGUCUGUAAAGUGAAUUAGGAUGUUGCCAUUGUUCAUGCUUCCCAUCUCUCUCUCCAUCGUCCAUAUCUGUGUAGGCAGCUUUGUUCUUUGUUCCCUGAUGUUUUUUAGACUCUGGUUCUCUUAUAUUCUAUUUUGUCUCUUAGGCUUUUUAGGAGCUUGUUUGUUGUUGAUGUUUAUCAAAACGCCUAUGUAAUUUUUAUGACCACUUCUACUUUUUUUAUGAUGGUUUCUUCAGCCUCUUACGUGAUGUAGUCAGUACCAUUAAAUAAACGUUGCUUAUGUCA
Molecule: messenger RNA, 1921 nt
Organism: Arabidopsis arenosa
Lineage: Eukaryota; Viridiplantae; Streptophyta; Magnoliopsida; Brassicales; Brassicaceae
Source: the annotation of a GenBank genome assembly